AGGCAUGUACUGUGGGCGAAUGACUUCCACCCAGAGAUCUGAGAGCCAAAACAGGGUUUUGAAAGAUGGUUAUGUUAACAAUGUGACAAGCCUGCAUAUAUUUGCAAAGAGGGUGCUUGACUCGAUUCAGCACACAGACCACAUGGAUGCUGGGGAGUCACACUACUCACAGACUGAAGUUGUCAGAGCCUGCAAAUCAAGAUUUGAUGAGCAACUCAGCAGGGUGUACACCAGGGCUGUGUACAAUGAAUACAAGAGGGAAUAUAUUAACAGCACAGCUUUUGUGAUAGAGCCUGAUCCGGGAGUGGAAUGCGGUUACUUGGUGAAACAUGAGAAAGGUGAUGGGACAUUUUGCUGGGCACAACACGCAUUCAAGGUGGUGGCUGACAAAGCAGCAGGCGUGUAUAAAUGCGAAUGCAUGCAGUGGGAGCAUACAGGUCUGUUCUGCAUGCACAUAAUAAAGGCAUUCACCCACCUCCAAGUCCAAAACAUACCUGAAAAGUACAUUCUGAAGCGAUAUACACGUAAUGCAAGAUCUGUGGUUCCGUGGGACCGACACGAUGUGAGUGUUGGUGGUCAAAAUGAGACAGAGCAGUCAAGGUUGUCGAAGCUGCUGCCAAAGUUAAUGCGACUGGGAAGAGCGGGAAGCAAAUCUGAUAGAGCAUACACUGAAACUAUCAGGCACAUCGACAUGAUAACUCCUGGGAUUGAGCUUCUACGAACAGCGGAGAUUGGUCCGAUUGGUCCGGACGAAGCAACAAAUACUGAGUUGCAGCAAGAUGCAGAAGGACGGCGGAAUAUUGGUCCCAUUGCACCAACACAACAAAGUUCUGACAACAAUAUAGAACCUGUUGUGAUGCCAACUGGACCUACACCACCACCGGAAUCGGGCCUGAAUCCAGAUUCUGCAAACUGCCUCACUGAUCUAAGAUUGACUGAACCGCCAGUGUCGCGCACGAAGGGUAGGAAGUCUGCCAGUGGGGCUAAAUGUGCUAAAAAUAGUGUGGAACCUGCUAAUCCAUACAACACAUAUAGUGGUGGUCAGGGCAUAAGAGAGUGCCAAACCUGCCAUGUUAGGGGGCACUAUAGCACAACAUGCCCUCAGAACCCAAACAGAAGCAGAGCGGCCGAGAACAAGGACAAAAAGAGAAGUGCGAAAACUGUAGGUUGGACUCCAAGAAAAAGAGGUCGCCCAACAAUAAAAAAAGGACUAGAUGGGAAUCAAGAUGAGGUACAGAGUGAGGGGGAUGAUACACAGCAAUCUGGGUGCACUAUGGCGGUGCAGGAGUCAGCAGCACACGCGGUGAUUGCAAGAAUUAGGAGGGCGACAACUUGCCAUGUUAAUUACCAGGACGAAAGUGAUUAA
Molecule: messenger RNA, 1366 nt
Organism: Zea mays
Lineage: Eukaryota; Viridiplantae; Streptophyta; Magnoliopsida; Poales; Poaceae
Product: protein FAR-RED ELONGATED HYPOCOTYL 3-like
Exons: 3
Coding region: 5-1366 (453 amino acids)
Biological process (GO): regulation of DNA-templated transcription
Molecular function (GO): zinc ion binding
Source: RefSeq, a predicted model, not a curated record